Molecule: messenger RNA, 5474 nt
Organism: Pelobates cultripes (western spadefoot toad)
Lineage: Eukaryota; Metazoa; Chordata; Amphibia; Anura; Pelobatidae
Source: the annotation of a GenBank genome assembly
CUUCCAUAGAAAUGGGCAGGAAGUAACAAGUCUCCUCCCUUCUCUGUCAUGUCAAGCCUGGCCUUAGCCUCCUUUCUGUCUCUCCUAUUGGUGACUGUGAAUGGAUCAGCCCAGUUUUCCUGGAAAGUUCUUGGAAUUGUAUCAGUUCAGCUCUGCUCUCACACAGAAGACUCAGACACACACCCAACACAGCUAUAUAUAGCCAAAGCAGAGCAUAGCCCAUUACAUAUACCAUCAGAAUGCUGAGAGAACACAGUGGAUUGGACUGAUUGUCACAGUGAGGGACAUAGCCUAAAGAGUGGAAUACAACAACAUUCUAGUAGACUUCUGGGGGGCUGGCUGCCUCUGGAGUCAAUACGUUUUGGAAGCUGAGAUACAAAGACAAUUUAGGAACAGCCCAUUGAAAGAGAAAGAAAGAAAACAAAGGGGAAAAAUACAAACAUAACAGAAGAAAAUAUACCCAUCUGGAGAGAUUUAUGUCUUUUCGCCACUCUUGGACGGAUAUGAUUCUUUGUGUGCAAAGGUAAGAGUCGUGUUUGUGACAUCUAUGAUUAAUCAGUUCUGAGUCUCUCUAUUAUUGUUAUCAUUAUUACUGGCAUUUAUAAAGCACCAACAUAUUCUGCAGCGCUGUACAAUCGUAGGAAAAGAGACCGUACAGUAUAGGCAAACCUAUACCAUAGGAAUAGAGGUGCCUGCUCUGUGCGUUUGACUGUUUUUAGAUACACGUUUUCGGAAUGUAUAUAAAUCGUUGGUUUCUGAGUUUGGCAGGUGUCUGUGUGUUUGUUCGUCGUAAUAUAUCAAGGUAUUUAGGAACCGUGGUGUUUUUAUGGGGAUUUUUUUAAAUCAGCGCAAUAGACAAAGUAGGUUACAAAAAUCAAUUCUGAAGAACUGGAUACAUUAUACGACCAGAUAAAGUACUCGUUAGGUACAUGGUUUCAAGUCUCGUCUCACCCCACUUCCCUCCCCUCUCCCCCCCUUCCCUUCCUAUUAAACUCUCACAGAUAAUCCCAUUUCCCAUGAAUUAGUGUUGUGUAAUCUGCCUUGGAGCAGUUGUCCUGCAAUGACUGCCAACAUUUUUAACAGGUUUUUGGGUUAUGCAGAUCUGAGCAGCAAAAACAACAAUAUCUGUAAAUUGGGGUAGUGGGAAAAUACAAUUUGAAUUAACCCCAGACACCAAGCAAUGUGUAUUAAAUAUACAAGAUGACUGACUACGCAAGGGUUUCAUUACUCCCAAAUUGAUGUCGUUUUGAGAGCUGUUUCAAUCUGGUGUGUGGCAGUGUGUGCUCUGAUGGCAUUUAAAGGAUUAACCAUUUCACUGCUGGAGUGCACAUUUUCAGAUGGUAAACUUGCACAAUGCACAAGCAGAAACUACGUCAGCUAUUUAACCUAAAAUUUACUUUGAAUUCACUUCCAGUUCCAGACAAUUCACAAUUUAACGUAUAACCCUUUUAACUGUUGCAUGUAGAUUUUACUACUGAAUACAGAACUCUGACCUCUCUUUGUCUCUGCAGUCCACAGAGCCUGUUGGCAGAACAGAGGACUUGUAGAUCUUCUUCUUGUGUCGGAGUCCCUGGAUUUUUACCAGGUCAAGUCAUGCAUCCUCCAAAUCCAAACCACCCUCGUUGCCGAGGUCAGCCGCCACACUCCUCAGAGGAACCGACCAGAGCAAUGGACACCCAUGCACCUUCCCAGACACGAACUCGAGAUCCUGAAGAAGAUCUGCUAUGCAUCGCUAAAACUUUUUGCUACUUGCGUGAAUCUGGUGAGUUCCCCAAAUUCACAUAUAUAAACUUUGAAAGACCACAGAUUAAUAGGGUGGAUUGGCUUUGGCAUGAUAAUACUCUAUGUUUUGUCAAAAACAAGAAUUAUUGUCCAACAGCUGUUGGAUACUGACAUCCAUUUGUCUGUGAGGUCAGGGAUUGGAGUAACACUCCAGGGUUCAUUUAAUGAACUGGAAAUUGUCGAUAGUCAACAAAUGUAAGGCUAAAAGACAAAUUGGGGAAAAAAAUGUUUGUCCUGUUCAGCAAUUUUUCUUGUGUGGCAAGUUCAGCUCAACAUUCCAAUAUCAAUUCCCAAAAAUACCUCAAUAACUGCUUUAAUGAUUAAACCCUUGUAGCUGAUGGUUUUGUGGGAGAUAAUUCAAGAUACUAAACACUGAGUUCUUGCUGGUGAUCAGUGCGAAUAGGGGAGAUCACUUCCCUAUCCGCAAAGAAAUAUCCACCACAAAAUGUAUCCUUAUAUUUUCAAAAACUAUUCUCUGCUUUUGUAAAGGUGAGAAGUAGUUGUAUGAGUGUUGAAGGCCUCUAAGAAAGUACAGCUGGACGUCUGUUAAAGCUGUUUAUUGGGCGGACGUGACCAUAUCAUCCAUAAGACCAAAUUAGCUGGUAGACCAUCUUAAUUUAGAACGUCUGUUACUCCUAUGUGCACAUUGUGGGGAUAUGUUACAGUUGUGGAGCAGCAUGAAAGAACCUCAUCGUCUUUAAAAUUAUUCAUGUGAAAUUGAACAGUUUUAAUUUUGAUAUAUAUGUUUUGCACCAUAAACUUAAUAAGAGCCCUUGGAAUAUUCAUAAAACUAAAACUGGGUUGAAUUUAUUUACAGCUGUUGCAUUUGGCUAAAGUAAAGGUAAAUGAUGGUAGGUGUCCAGCAAUAGUUGAAGUGAAGGAGCCACCCUGGUUGCCAGCGGUUCCUCACAUAUAAAUGAACUGUCUUAUAGUUUACAUUAGGAUCAAACAGGUAGUGAUAUCAAGGUUUUUAUGGCAUGUGAGUUUAACAAUAUUGUUUAUUCAGUUUAACUUUCUGUGAAUCUAACAGGUCUUGUUUCUUAUCUAACCAGGUUGGUACUGGGGCUCUAUUAAUGCCACCGACGCCAAGCAGCAGUUACAGAAGAUGCCAGAAGGGUUCUUUCUGGUGAGGGACAGCACUCACCAUAGUUACCUGUUCACGUUGUCCGUCCAGACUAAUCGGGGACCCACAAACAUACGCAUUGAGUAUUCCGACGGCCUUUUCAGACUGGACUCCAACUAUUUAUGCAAGCCGUACAUUAUGUCCUUUCCAGACGUUGUCAGCCUGGUCCAAUACUAUGUUUCUAACUGUAAUUCCGAGAGCAGCAAAGAAACCUCCAGGGAGUCCAGUCCAUCACCACCUGUGCCACCUUCACCUAAAGAGACAAAAGGUGUUCAUUUCAAGCUUCUGCACCCUCUUCCUCAUGGUGGUCAAAGCCCCAGCCUACAACAUCUGUGUCGAUUGCAAAUAAACCAGUGUAUGGCUCCAGCUUCCAACAUGAUGGAUCUCCCACUCCCAAAAAGAAUGGUAGAGUACCUGCAGAGGUACCCAUUCAAACUCUGAGUGACAAUAGGCAAGAGUAGGUCAUGUCUACUCUGCCCAUAUGUGUGGUGCCAUACCAACUCGGAACACAUGGACAUUGAAAUCCCAAGACUGUAUAAACUCUAAAUAUUUAUUUCAAUUAUUGCACCUAAACGUUUUCUAGGAUUUUUGUAUUUUUCUCAGCAGUUGGUACUUGUCCAGACCAUCUUUCCCGUUCACCGCCCUGUGAUUCCACCAAAGAACCAUCAUUACUUUGUAAUUGUGACCAUGUCAACUGCAAAGGCAAUGAUGAGUGUCUGGUGCAGUCCAGAGUGGUCCUCCCUUGCUGUUAUUUGCAACAUGAACUGCACUAAACCACCUAUACAUAUGAGUGUCAUAAGGAAGAAAUGGAAUAUGUUACAUAGUAGAUGGAGAUGAGAGAAUUCAGACUUCUAUGUACUUUAUAAUAUCUGCUGCACUACGGUUCUCCACAUAGACAAUUUGUGCUGAAUUCCAAGUCUUUCUGGAUUUGAAGAUGUAAAAUCUGACAACACUAACUUACUUGACAAGGAUGUUUUUAAAAGUUGCAGCACUUUGGGAGUUAAAAACAAACAAUCGAACAACCAUUUGUUAGGGUUGUGUCUCCAGCUGAUGGAUAUAAAUAAAUAGGAUUUUUUCAUAUAAAUUUGUUAUGUCGUUAUUACUUCAGAAAUCUAAUUUUCAACACUUUCCCAUGCUCUAUUACUGUAUAUUCACUUUAAAAAUCUCACUGCUAUAGCCUUCACCCACAAGGCACUCAUUAGGCAUUAUAUCUUAAAACACACACCAUCUCAACAUGAUCGCUGUUCUUCUAUGUUACCUUAACCCCUUAAGGACCAAACUUCUGGAAUAAAAGGGAAUCAUGACAUGUCACACAUGUCAUGUGUCCUUAAAGGGUUAAAAAAGUGUAAAGGUAGUUACAUUUCAUUCCACAGACUUCUCUUACACCAACUCCCCAAUUCUUUCCAAUGACACUUCCAUAUUACAAAAAUGAAUUUAUUGAAGUUUAUUAUGAAACAGUGAGUGAAUUGCAAAGAAUUUGGUCCUAAAUCAUUAAGAUACGUAUUUCAUCCCAGCUAUAGUUAGAGCUUUCCUAUUUUUCUCUUAAUGUUGAAAUUCAGAUUUAAAUUCACUGUUCAACGAAUAGACCUUCAUAAUUUAUACUACAGAUAGUCUGUGACAAAUGUACUUUUAAAAGUAAUUCUAAAUUGAUUUCAUUUCCAAAACUGGCUUUACAGAAUACAUAAUAGAAAAAUGUUAAUAUUACAUAUAGUUACGUAGGCUGAAAAGAGACAUGCGUCCAUCAAGUUCAGCCUUUUAAAUAUUAUGGGUAAAUAGGGAAUAUUAUGGGUAAUAAUAAUUGGUUGCUAGGGUUACUCUGCUUAAUGUAUUCUUUUUGGAUUCCCAUUUGUUAUGAAAACAAAAAUGUUGAGAGACCUUGGUUUAAACCGUUACUACCCUCUAAAAGUAUUAAGAAUAUUGUCAGUAUAUCUCUCCGCUUCCUUUCUGCUUUUCCAAACUAGUCUGUGUAGCUGCAUUUUGUUGCCACUUGCAGUAUUCUGCCAAGCCCUGUACUCACCCCCCUCCCCAUUCUGUUCUUAGCUUAACACAGAAUUUACCAGGAAAUUCUCCUCUGAGCUUUUCUGAGAAAGUAAGCAAAAGUGGGUGGAAGAGAAAUGUCUGUAGAGGGAGCACUCAUAGUUACGCACUCAUUACAUUACAUAUAUACAUGCAUACGCAGACACUGAUAUCUAUUUACAUCCACUAUUUAGAAUACAUUUUACAUAGCACUGCAUUACUAGAUACUGUAGCUAUAAAUCUAUUACAUAUUUAUAACUUGGCAAAAAAACAUGUUUUUAUACAGAUUUAUAUUUAGAAAGUGUUUUGCUUGGAAGAACAUACUGAGAGAAUAUUCUCCUUUUUUGCAUCUGUCCUGAGAUAAAUGUACAAUGCAAAUAUCUAAUACGUACGUAAUUCAUGAAGUUUUCUUAUUAUCAAAUUAGAAGUAUUUUAAACCUCAUCUUACGUAAAUGCACUGUGGCUAUUUCACCAUAUUAUAGAUUGUAAUGUAUUAUUAUUACAGUGUGUUAUGGUUUUAUUUCAACAAAGCCGCUCAUCUCUUGAAAUAACA